GUUAAUAACAAAAACUGACGGGUUCUUCUGUCGCUUCCUCCUGUUAAGCAUCCGUUUCAGUCCGCAUGUUGGUGCAGACCACAAGGAGAGAAGCUGUCCAUACGUGAUGAAACACUUGUAAAAUAUGAGGAGAGAGAUUGCAGCUGUGGUGUUCUUUCUGAAGAGGCUUGUGAAAAAGGGGGAGAAGCUGGAAGCGGAGAAGGUCGAGCUGUUUGUUGAGAGGCUGGCUGUGGCACUGCAGGAGAAGUUUAAGGGCCACUGGUAUCCUGAAAACCCCAGCAAGGGACAAGCAUACAGGUGCAUCCGAGUGAACAGGUUUCACAAGCAGGAUCCGGAGCUCCUUCGGGCCUGUCGUGAGAGUGGUAUCCAGUACAGUGACCUGGGACUGCCUCGUGAACUCACAUUGUGGGUGGACCCUGGGGAGGUUUGUUGCAGGUGAGAUUAAGAGUUUGUAAACGUUUGUAAAUCUUGUACACUUAAAUGUGCUUCAGUUGAUUGCUUUCUCAUUAAUCUAAACACGGUAUCAAUAAUUAAGGCAAACUGGUUUUUAACGUGAGAUAACCCAUUCAUGUUAAUAUUCCUCACAUGCUUCAUGCGCAGUGGUGAAAGAGGCUGUAAAUACAGUUUCAUUAACCCCAAGGCUUUCCUGUAAUUUCAAAUGAGACUACUGGCAACAAGAAAACACUAUCUUUAUGAAACAGCAGUUAAACAUUUUGUUGAAACUUGGAUAUAAACUGGUGGCUUUGUUUAAUU
Messenger RNA from Neolamprologus brichardi, 753 nucleotides. The record is from RefSeq and is a predicted model, not a curated record. Lineage: Eukaryota; Metazoa; Chordata; Actinopteri; Cichliformes; Cichlidae.